Molecule: messenger RNA, 1508 nt
Organism: Ziziphus jujuba (common jujube)
Lineage: Eukaryota; Viridiplantae; Streptophyta; Magnoliopsida; Rosales; Rhamnaceae
Product: protein LEAD-SENSITIVE 1-like
Exons: 2
Coding region: 408-1130 (240 amino acids)
Source: RefSeq, a predicted model, not a curated record
UGCGGAAAAAUGACGCAACCUCCAUAAGUUAUAACAGUUACUAAUUGUUUGAAAGCAUUCGUAAUCCAAGGGAGAAAAAAAGAAAAAGAAAAAAGAUUUACAACUUUACGUAAUUUUAUUAAUAGUCUCAAAUCCAGCGGAAGAGGAAGAGGAAGAGGAAGAGAGGAAGAGGAAAGAGUAGAGAGAGUGAGAGACUUAGAGACGAAGGAAAAGAUUUCUCAUUUCCCAUUGCCCAUUUGCCCUCCUCUCCUCUCUUCUCUCUCUGUCUCACGUCUCUUUCAGUUUGUUCAUUGUUGGGAUCGAAUCUCUGGGUUGUAUUCAAAUUAUCCUUUUUUUUUUUUUUCCCCUAAAGAUCAGAAAUUUACUGAGCAGAGAGAGAUACAAGCAGAGGAAAGCCCAAGUGGGAGAUGGCAAUGCUUUCGAAGAAGAUCCAGAGGGAGCAAUUGAAGCCUGGAGAUCAUAUAUAUUCCUGGAGGCAGGCCUAUAUCUAUGCCCAUCAUGGCAUAUAUGUCUGUGAUGGAAAGUUGAUCCACUUCACUCGAGGAGCAGGCCAGGAAAUUGGCACAGGAACUGCGUUAAAUCGUAUUAUAUUCAGCUCGUCUCCAUCCCAUUCUUCAGACAAUCCCUGUCCAAUAUGUGGUGAUCAAUCAAGGCUUGAUGGCGUGCUCUCUUCCUGCAUAGAUUGUUUUCUUUCUGGUGGAGAUCUUUAUCUCUUUGAAUAUGGUAUUAAUCCAGCUGUAUUCCUUGCCAAACCUCGAGGUGGUACCUGUACACUUGCCUCUUCCGAUCCACCUGAAGAUGUCCUGCACCGUGCAUUUUUCCUCCUUGCGAAUGGCUUUGGUGUUUACCACGUUUUCAAAAACAAUUGUGAAGACUUUGCAAUUUAUUGCAAAACUGGCUUGCUAGUAUUCACUAGUUUUAGUAUUGGCAGGAGUGGGCAGGCAGGCUCCAUUUUGGCUGCCUCUAGUGCUGUAAUUUCUUCACCUCUUCGAUUCCUGACUACUAGUUUUUCUGGUCUGGCAUUUGUGGGUUAUGGCAUUUACUGCAUUAGUAGAUUGGCUUCUGAUAUUGGAGUUCGCCGUGAUGUUAGUAAAGUUGCAGUUGAGAAGCUUGUUGAUCGUUCAGGCUAAGCAUAUUUGGCUGCAACUGAAACAGUGAAGGAAGAAUAAUUUAUCCUAAACAAAGUUGGUACUUUUAGAUUGUUGUUUAAUGUGUUUGGAAUGUUUUCUUUGCAUUAUAUAUCUGUUUGCCUUUGUUGAAUGUUUGAGGUUAUUUGCUCUGUUUGUUCUCUUUAACAAUUCAUGGAGCUGUAAAAUUUUUGCCAUCUUCAUAAAUUGGAGGCGCAAACUGUAUGCAACUUUACAUGAAGUCAAAUUUCAAAAAUCUUUUAUGAUGAAUAGGUGAGACAAGAUUUAAGAUUUUUAUGUAUAACUUUGAUUGGAGUUCUGUUGAGAGAUUAAAAAUCAUUGUGCAUACGUUUUGCACUAAUUAUUUUGUUUAUUAUUGAA